CGCAGUCAGGAGACUAAAGUUCAUUUCAAAGAUAAACUGUACCAGUCCUGAGGUAGUCUGUGAAGAAUAUAUUUCCAAGACAAAAAAAGCUAUGGCAGACACCAACAAGAUGAUCAUCAAUUUGGCUGUCUUUGGCAGGACUCAGAGUGGGAAAAGUUCUGCUGGGAAUAUUCUUUUGGGAAGUACCGACUUCUACAGCAGUCUCUCUCCAGGCUCUAUAACCAAAGAGUGCAGCCUGGGCCGAAGUUGUUACCUCCACAGCUUCAUGCGUCGAGGGGGACAAGAAAUAACCCUGCAAAUACAGGUAUUGGACACUCCAGGGUACCCACACAGCAAGCUGAGCAUGGAACAUGUAAAACAGGAAGUCAAAAAGGCCCUGGUGCAUCACUUUGGACAAGAGGGUCUCCAUCUUGCUCUGCUGGUCCAGAGAGCUGAUGUCCCUUUCUUCGGACAGGAAGCAUUUAACCCAGUCCAGUUGAUCCAGGAACUUCUGGGAGAUUCUUGGAAGAAUUACACUGCUGUUCUUUUUACCCAUGCAGAAAAAAUAGAAGGAGCAGGGAUCAGUGAAGAUGAAUAUUUGCACGAGGCUUCUGAUACCUUGUUAACUCUGCUAAAUUCUGUUCAGCAGAGGUUUUUCUUCCAAAUACUUUUGGAGUUAACUCCUACAAAUCAUCACUGCCAAGACUUAUUCAAGAACAUUCACAACUUUACAGUACAAGAAACAAGCUGUUCCACCCAGUUCCAAUCAGCUGGCACCUGAACAUGCAGCUCUGCAGAGAUUUUUUUCCGUCUUACUGUCGAAAAAUAUGCCACAAGAACACUUAUGCAAUGGAGUGAGCUGAAACAUCAACAAAUAGAUUUGGAUGAGGGAGUUCCAACCCCACAGAUGAAUUCUGAGGUAAACAAGACGUCAGUAAAGGAAGAAACCGCAAACUCCGGAGAAGGAAUAAAUGUAGAGACUGAAGAUUAACUCAAACCACGCCAAUUUCAUACAAAGCUGCUGGGCGAGAAGCUCCUAGUAUCUACACACGAGACAAGUAAUGGAAACAGAAAUGUCUAUCAUGUGGUGAACUUCACCACCAUACCCUCACAACCAUGUCAACUUCUGCCAACCACUAUCCUCAUCAUCAGAAGCCUCCAACAGUAAGAUAUCUUAUGCCAGCACACAAGAGUAUCAUGUAAAGGCUCAGCAAUCAUUAGAAUUUUUUAGCACUAUAUUUUUUAAUUCAAGUGUGCUGUAGUCCUUCUUAUAAAUAAAGCUACCCACAGUGAAAACAUAA
This is a messenger RNA of Mesocricetus auratus (golden hamster), 1280 nucleotides long. It is a transcript of the gene Gimd1, whose product is annotated as GIMAP family P-loop NTPase domain containing 1. Gene Ontology annotation, molecular function: GTP binding. Lineage: Eukaryota; Metazoa; Chordata; Mammalia; Rodentia; Cricetidae. The transcript is spliced from 5 exons. The coding region runs from base 92 to 760 and encodes 222 amino acids. The record is from RefSeq and is a predicted model, not a curated record.